AUGGAUGGCACCUUCUCCAGCCAGGGCAGCGGGCCACAUGACGCCAUGAGGGGGCACUGGAGGAGCCCGGCAGACCAGACAGAGAUGGAGCUGACCGGGGUCAACUGGGUGCUGCUGGCGGCGGCGGGGCUUCUCCUGUGCACCGGCGGCGGCUCGGCCGCGCCGCUGGAGUGCCACUUCGACUCCAGAGCCCUGUGUGUGUUCGAGGGAAGGCACUACUCGCUGGGAGAGACCUGGAUGGACAACGCCUGCAUGCAGUGCACCUGCCUGCACCCCGUCGGCGUGGGCUGCUGCGAGACGGUGCACCGGCCCGUCGACUUCCCCGCCUGGUGCAACGUCCGGGUGGAGCCGGUGACCUGCAAGGUGGUCCUGGUCCAGACGGCGGACCCCCGCCUGCCGUGCUCCCCGGGCGGAGCCGACACGGACCCCAGCCAGGGGGCGCUGCAGCUGCAGCAGCAGCUGGACGGCUGA
This is a messenger RNA of Salarias fasciatus (jewelled blenny), 471 nucleotides long. It is a transcript of the gene msmp1, whose product is annotated as microseminoprotein, prostate associated 1. The record is from RefSeq and is a predicted model, not a curated record. Gene Ontology annotation, cellular component: cytoplasm. Lineage: Eukaryota; Metazoa; Chordata; Actinopteri; Blenniiformes; Blenniidae. The transcript has 4 exons. Bases 1 to 471 code for a protein of 156 amino acids.